GCCUGAGGACCUGGCUCUCCGCACAAUCAGACAUGAGGUUCAAACUCUGAAGGGAUCCUCUGUCUCAUUCAGUAUCUCCACCCCUUCCUGUCCUAAGAGGACCUUUCGUAUUGCAGACGCCUUUACCUCCCCAUGCUUGGCUCUGGCAGAUCACACCUACCCCAUUGCUCGACUGAAGAAAGGUACAAGCAUCUGGCAGAUAUUCCCCUCGAGCCCUUAGAGCAUGUGAAGCCACUCAUACUUAUAGGUGCGGAUCACCCCCAUCUCCUAACACCAAUCGAGCCGGUGAUACUUGGCCCACCAGGAGGACCAGCAGCUGUUCACACAAGGCUGGGAUGGACCCUACAAGGACCUGCUCAUCUCAUGCAGUGUACAACGAGUACCAGGCAGUGUCUUUUCACCAGUAUCUCCCCUCAGACAGAGCUGGCACAGAAUGUAGAAAGGCUUUGGAAGAUGGACGUGCUGCCCUACCGAAACAGCAAAGUGGUUGUACGUUCAAGGCAAGAUACGGAAGCAGUGGAGAUCCUUGAGAAUAAGACGAGGCGAGUAAAUGUUGCAGGCGUUCUCAGGUACGCAACCCCACUGCUGAGGAAACGGGAACAUCCCUCCCUCAGAGCACCAAAAGAGGCCGUCCUAUCAAGUCUCAGAAGUCUGGAAAGGCGGCUGGAAAAGAACCCCCAAAGGGCUAGCGAGUACUGUGAGGCAAUCCACAAGCUGGUGGAGACUGGAGCCGUCAGAAAGGUCGAUCCACAGGAAGCCCCACUCACGGAGGAAUCGUGGUACAUUCCCCACCACCUAGUGAGCCAUAAUGAGAAAAGUCGUCUGGUCUUCAACUGUUCAUACCAGUUCCAGGGUCGAAGCCUGAAUGACGCUCUUCUUCCGGGACCUACACUAGGACCCUCUUUGCUUGGAGUCCUGCUACGCUUCAGGGAGCAUGCGGUGGCAGUCAGUGGAGAUAUUCGCAGUAUGUUCCACCAAGUUCGGCUCCUCCCAGAAGACUGUUCGCUCCUUAGAUUCCUCUGGAGGGACAUGAAGCGAAACGAACCCCCAGACAUCUUUGAGUGGCAGGUUCUGCCUUUCGGCACUGCAUGUUCACCUUGUUGCGCCAUCUUUGCUCUCCAGAAGCAUGCAAGAGAACAUGGUGGACCAGACGAAAGGGUCAGGAAUUCGGUGGAGCAGUGUUUCUACGUGGACAACUGUCUUCAGAGUGUGCCCACAGCAGAAGAGGCUAAAGAGCUGGUGGAUCAGAUCAGGGAAGUCUUGGCUGCAGGAGGAUUCGAGGUCCGCCAAUGGGCCUGCAAUGUUCCUGACGUCCUUAAGCACCUACCUGGAGAAGCAAGGUCUGACGGGAUGGAGAGGUGGCUGCCACACAAUGAGUCUGGCAUGGCGGAACCAACCCUGGGACUCAGCUGGCACUGGGAAACAGACACCUUAGGCUACAAGAGCCGGCCCCUGGACUAUGGAUCGUUAACCAUGAGAAACGUCUAUAAGGUGCUGGCCCGGCAAUACGAUCCGCUGGGGUUCAUCUCGCCCUUUACAACUCGUGCUAAGCUGAUUGUCCAGAGCAUGUGGGAUGGACCGCGAGAUUGGGAUGACCCAAUUAUUCCCCCAGAUUUGCAGAAAGCGUGGAUGGAAUGGGAGUCGGAGUUACCUCUGCUGUCACGCAUCACCCUACCACGUCCAUAUGCUCCAGCUCAUACAGAACAGAGCGUGGUCUCUAGACAAAUCCAUGUCUUCAGUGACGCCUCCGAAAAGGCUUAUGGGGCUGUGUCUUAUCUGAGAACUGAAGAUGGAGAGGGACGAGUCUACCUAGGGUUCCUAGCAGCAAGAUCCAGGGUGGCCCCCAGACGGCAAUGCUCAAUCCCCCGCCUCGAACUCUGUGGCGCCUUGUCAGCUGCUCAGCUUGCACAGACAAUCGAGAAGGAACUGAGCAUCAAGACAGAUCAGACGAUUCUCUGGAGUGACUCCACAACAGUGCUUACUUGGUUGAAAUCAGAGUCAUGCCGCUUUAAGGUCUUCGUUGGCACUCGUAUAGCAGAGAUUCAGGAGCUUACAGAGCAGAGUGAGUGGCGUUACGUAGACUCAGCGCAGAACCCAGCUGACGAUGUCACCCGAGGAAAGACCUUAGCAGAGCUGGCUAUGCCUAAUCGUUGGAGCCAAGGGCCAACUUUCCUUCUCAAGGAACCCGAUAAAUGGCCAUCCUGGCCGUGCAGUGAAACCAACCAGGAUCUGUCGGAGUAUAAGAAGGUGACAACUUGCGGGGUCAUGAACCGUGCAGAUCGACCAGAGACCUUACCAGUGCGCUCCUAUCUGACAUGGAAGGACAUGGUGAAGUCCGUAGCUCAGCAGUCUCAUGGGGCGGCAAAUCAGGAGCCUUUGACUGCAGCCGACUACAAGAAAGCAGAGAUGACGAUCUUCAGGAAAGUCCAGUCUGAGUGUUUCCCAGAGGAGAUGCAUCACCUAAAGGCAGGCAAGGCACUUCUCAAGAGUAGCCGUAUACUUAGCCUCUCACCGGAGCUAGAUCCUGACGAGGACAUUAUACGGGUAGGAGGAAGACUCAGACGUGCGGAGGAGUUAGAUCCUUCUUUCAAGCAUCCCAUUGUGCUGGACCCCUCUCAUUCAGCUACAAAGCUCCUUAUACAGGAUUAUGAUUCCCGUCUCUGUCAUCCGGGCUCCGAGCGAGUAUUCGCAGAGUUGCGCCGUACCUUUUGGGUUCUUCGUGGCAGAGAGGCCAUUCGGAAAGUGCAACAUCAAUGUGAAGAGUGCCGGAGGUGGAAGUCCAAGCCGAGUAUUCCAAAGAUGUCCGACCUACCUGCAGCCCGUCUACGACUACACAAGCCCCCGUUCUUCUCUACGGGUGUCGACUGCUUCGGACCUUUCCAUGUCAAGUUGGGACGGCGUUCGGAAAAGAGAUGGGGGAUUAUCUAUAAGUGCCUCACCACCCGUGCAGUGCACCUGGAUAUCCUACACAGUAUGGAUGUGGAUUCAUUCUUAAUGAGCCUCAGACGGUUUGUUGCACGCAGAGGAAAUCCAGCAGAGCUUUAUUCAGACCAGGGGACAAACUUUCGAGCUGGCGAAAGGGAGCUCUAUGAGUCCUUUAAUAGCAUGUCCUCAGAUCUCCAACGAAUUCUGGCUGCGCAGAAGAUUGACUUUCGCUUCAACCCCCCUGCAGCUCCUCACUUCGGGGGGACGUGGGAGAGAGAGAUCAAGUCUGUAAAGUCCGCUUUGAAUACCGUUAUAGGAGCUCAAUCCAUCUCUGAAGAGGUGCUUCAUACGACUCUACUGGAGGUUGAGGCCAUCUUAAAUGCCAAACCGUUAGGUUACACCUCAUCUGACGUGGCUGACUUGGAUGCAGUAACCCCAAAUGUUCUUCUGAUGGGGCGGCUUGACGGAUCACUGCCACCCGUGGUGUAUCAGAAGAGUGAGAAACUAAGUAAGCGAAGGUGGAGGCACUGUCAAGUUAUGGCCGAUCAUUUCUGGUCAAGAUUCAUUCGGGAUUACUUACCAUCCUUGCAGAAAAGAGGGAAGUGGCAUGACACCCCUUUGGAUCUUACAGUGGAUUCAGUUGUGUUGCUGAUGGACCCCCAGUUUCCCAGGGCUCUCUGGCCGGUUGGCAGAGUGGUUAAAGUGCAUCAAAGUGCGGAUGGUCAUGUGAGGUCUGCAGACGUGCAAGUCAAGGAUAAGAUCUACACUCGUCCAGUGGCUAGACUUAUCACGCUUCCUGUGAUCCCUGAUGACGAUGAUAUUCAUGGUGCCAAACCCUCUUCCGAUUAGGAGUGAGUCUUUGCAGGAACAAAUUGCAAGCAAUUUGGGGGCGGCUGUGCAAAAGACUCAGACGGAAGAGGACUUUUAUUAUGAUAGCGAUAAUCGCUCAUAUGGCGCAACGGCGGAAGAGCGCUAGUUCUAAACAGUGCUGCACAUCAAUGCAUGUUUGUCUCGCUGUGCUGUGCAUUCUGGACACAUGAGUCGGGUUGCUGUGGAGACAAGCACCAGAUUGUGUUGUGGUGUGUUCAUGUGCGUGUGAUCAGAGGAAACCACAUCUCACACCUCUACCUGCAUUAAUCUGGGAAAACUCUCAAAUACAGCCACUCUUUCAUCUCCAUUUCUACAUGCCAUGCAACAAAGCCCAUGCAUACAGCUCUGACUUGCCUCUAUUAAAGGAGCAUCCCUCAGCCUGUGCACUGCCCUGUUAAAGGACCACUGCAACCAUUAUCAUUACCCACAAUAACGCCUGCUCUGCUCUUCUUUAAGCUGUACUCUCAUACAGAGUUUUGCUGUGUGCUACCUCUUACAUAUUGAAUGUUGGCUCUCCCCUCUGAUACAUGUUCUAUGGUGUGCCGAAUAAAAGGCUCAAGUUGA
Misgurnus anguillicaudatus (oriental weatherfish) is the source of this 4359-nucleotide messenger RNA. The record is from RefSeq and is a predicted model, not a curated record. NCBI's taxonomy places the organism in Eukaryota, Metazoa, Chordata, Actinopteri, Cypriniformes, Cobitidae.